This is a messenger RNA of Arabidopsis thaliana (thale cress), 2171 nucleotides long. RefSeq names its product Cysteine/Histidine-rich C1 domain family protein. The coding region runs from base 64 to 2049 and encodes 661 amino acids. Lineage: Eukaryota; Viridiplantae; Streptophyta; Magnoliopsida; Brassicales; Brassicaceae. The record is from RefSeq and is marked reviewed. The transcript has a single exon.
GUGAGAAGAAGACGAGAAAUUUCACAACUAUCCAAAAUCAUCUUUGUAGGCUUAGCAGCAGCCAUGAAUUCCAAUCCAGUGGGUGUAUUUCGUGAGAGGGAAAUCGAUGGAAAACCAUUUCACAUAUACACUUUAUCAUCUCAAACAGACACCACAAUCCCUUCUUCUUCCGGUGAAACAGCCAUUGAUGGCGACGACCACCUCUCUCUUCAACAACCUCUUUUCCUCUGUCCUUCUUUACGUCUUAGGGUUCACGAGGAAAACAAUUCCUAUACUGAAUUUCUCCCGUACAAGACUUCCCCUCACUUCCCCAGCAUAGGAAGCGUUGAUCAACAAGUCCAGCAUUUGCUUGAUUCCGACAGCCAACAAGUCCAUGAUUUGCUUCAUUCCGACAGCAGCCAUGAUGAUGAUGAUGAUGAUGAUGUAAUCUGUAAGCUCCCAGUUGUCCCUAUCUAUUGGUGCAAUAGUAAAGAACUUGAUUAUGAUCAAUUUAAUUGUGGUGCAUGUGAACGAUCAAAGAUUGGCACAAACUAUUAUGUCUGUCUCACGUGUGAUCUAAUGUUCCACAAAGAAUGCGUAGAGUCUCCCCUUGAGAUAAAACACCCUUCCUAUCCCUUUCUUUCACUCAAACUUUACAAUCGUCCCGGCCACCGCGUGAGUUGCAUGUGCUGUGAUUUAGCUCUCUGUAGCAUGCUUUAUCAUUGUCCCACCUACAAACUUAGUAUGCAUCCCGUUUGUGCGAUGAAGCCAAUACCCAUUUUCAUAGACCACUCAAAAAGGCAUCCCCACCUUCUCACCUUUUUUCCCAAACAAGCUUCCUUACUUUGCGAUGUUUGUGGCCUCGUUAAAGAAUCUUUUCCCACAUAUGUUUGCGUUCGGUGUAUCUUUGUAGUCCACCGAGAUUGUAUCUAUUUCCCGUUUGUCAUUAAAAUAUGUCGUCACCACCAUCGUAUCUCUUUUACCUCUUCUCUUCCAUCCGGAAAAUGGUCUUGCGGAGUCUGUCGUCAAAAAGUUGACAACAAUUGUGGUGCGUACACCUGCAACAAGUGUAACCACUAUUUUGUUCAUACAAGAUGUGCGUUACGGGAAGACGUGUGGGAUGGAAAGGAUCUCGAGGGAGUACCUGAAGAGCCUGAAAUAAUUCUCGAGCCAUUUGAGACGAUAGCUGAUGGAAUAAUACUCCAUUUUUCUCAUGGCCAUCAUCUAACACUCGAGAUCAGUAGAGUUUACGACGAAAACAAGUUUUGUCAAGCGUGCAUCCUUCCCAUCUAUGAGGGUAACUAUUAUUCAUGUAUGGAUGACUGUGACUUCAUCCUCCACGAAGCAUGUGCAAAUGCUUCUCGCAAGAAACAUCAUGCCUUGCACGGUCACCCACUUACGCUAAAAAUUGUCCCUGGCGAACAAGAAUACUAUAAAGAUUACUUCCAGUGUUCUGCUUGUUAUCGUCAAAGUUGUGGCUACGUCUAUGAAGCUGGAUAUUACAGAAUAGACUUACGGUGUGCCUCAGUUUCUGAACCCUUUCAAUAUCAAGGUCAUGAGCAUCCUUUAUUUCUAGCUUUAGAUCGACAACAAGAACUUGAGGCAACUUGUCAAAUCUGCCAACAGAAAGCUACUUUUCUUCGAAAACUAAAUUGCAUCGAAUGUGAUUAUGUUAUAUGUUUUAAGUGUGCUACUUUACCAUACGAGGCAAAGUAUAAGCAUGACAAACAUUUCCUCACAUUUCGGGAAGGGAAAGAGGAAAGUGAUCAAUUAGACUGGUGUGAAGUAUGCGAAAAAAGAAUAGUAUACUCAAGAAAAGAUGGCUUCUAUGCUUGUGAUCACUGUUGCACCACUCUUCAUGUUCAUUGUUUGCUUGGAGAAGACAUGUAUAUGUUGAAACCUAGUCAAACCAUAACGUAUAUUAAGAGGGAGGUUCAUAUCCUUCCCAACAAUACCCGGUCUCGACCAUUCUGCCAUCAUCAUGAUGAAGACCGUUGUCCACACAAAGUAGUUUUCAAAUGGCAGGACCAGUACACGAUAUUUUGUUCUUACCGUUGUUUGACAAAGUAAAAUGUCUUCGUCGAAACGCUUUGUAAUCUUCAUUCCUUGUACACGUUUUGUAAUAUUAUUCUUCUAUCAAUAACGCUUUGUAAUGUAUUCGACAUAUGUACCUUUUAAUGUUAUUUUGUCUC